Triticum dicoccoides is the source of this 417-nucleotide messenger RNA. RefSeq lists its product as uncharacterized. The transcript has 3 exons. NCBI's taxonomy places the organism in Eukaryota, Viridiplantae, Streptophyta, Magnoliopsida, Poales, Poaceae. The record is from RefSeq and is a predicted model, not a curated record. Bases 1 to 417 code for a protein of 138 amino acids.
AUGGCGGCCGCGGGAGAUCCUCUCCAAGGUCAAGCAUGUCCAAGCCAAGCCUGCCGGCCAUCCUCGCGGGUGACUGCCUCCGCGGUGACGAUGGCGGCCUCGUCGUCCCCGGAGGCCACGACGCCCCUCAAGGCCGACCUCCGCCACGUGAGUGAUCCGUCGAUCUCGUCUCUCCAACAGUUCGGUUCUCGCCGCUUCGAUUCCACAAGAUAUUGUGUACCACUUCGGUGUUCCGGAUGCAUGCACGAGUUCGACCUGCACAAGCCACCGGUGCUGCAGGAGGUGGUGGAUUUCUUCAAUGGCCACGGAAUCGAGGACUUGACCUUCAGCAGGGGCAGGGUGAAGGUACGGCUCAUGCAAUGUUCACUCGCUUCGCCGUCAGUUGUCAAGGGCUGCUCAUAUCUGUCAGCCCCGUAA